Molecule: messenger RNA, 1604 nt
Organism: Durio zibethinus
Lineage: Eukaryota; Viridiplantae; Streptophyta; Magnoliopsida; Malvales; Malvaceae
Product: gamma carbonic anhydrase 1, mitochondrial
Source: RefSeq, a predicted model, not a curated record
AGCCACGCAGUGACCUGGAAAUUACAUAGUCGCUGCAAAAGUUGGGCAAAGAAAAUCGCCGAUCAAAAUUUUCCAAAAGAAAGGCUGACGAUGGGAACCCUAGGGAAAGCCAUAUACGCCGUCGGAUUCUGGAUUCGCGAGACCGGUCAGGCCCUCGAUCGCCUCGGCUGCCGCCUCCAAGGCGACUACUUAUUCCAAGAGCAACUUUGUAGGCAUCGGACUCUGAUGAACAUAUUUGAUAAAGCUCCUGUGGUCGACAAGGAUGCAUUUGUAGCCCCUAGCGCGUCAGUCAUUGGUGAUGUUCAGGUGGGAAGAGGAUCAUCUAUUUGGUAUGGGUGUGUUUUAAGGGGGGAUGUCAACAGCAUUAGUGUAGGAUCCGGAACUAACAUACAAGACAACUCCCUUGUGCAUGUGGCAAAGUCUAACAUAAGUGGGAAAGUGCUAUCAACUAUCAUUGGGGACAAUGUUACUGUUGGUCAUAGUGCUGUUUUACAUGGCUGUACUGUUGAGGAUGAAGCAUUUGUUGGCAUGGGAGCAACACUUCUUGAUGGUGUAGUAGUGGAGAAACAUGCUAUGGUUGCUGCUGGAGCACUUGUGAGACAAAAUACAAAGAUCCCUACCGGGGAGGUGUGGGGAGGCAAUCCGGCGAAGUUCCUGAGGAAGCUAACUGAUGAAGAGAUAGCAUUUAUUUCUCAGUCAGCCACCAAUUAUACCAACCUUGCACAGGUACAUGCAGCUGAGAAUGCAAAGCCCUUCGAUGAAAUUGAAUUUGAGAAAGUUCUCCGCAAGAAGUUUGCUCGUAGGGAUGAAGAGUAUGACUCAAUGCUGGGCAUCGUACGUGAAACACCCCCAGAACUAAUUCUUCCAGAUAAUGUCCUACCAGAUAAAGAAAAGAAGUCUUCACAAAAAUGAUCCUUUUCACAAGAUAUUUUUUUGUUUGCUUCAAGCCUUGAGAUUUGGCAUCAAGGAAUAUUUGUUGCUAUGUGCAAGUAAGUACAUGGCUGAAGGAUGAUUUUCUUUCCCAAUAAUACCGGACAAGUUUUAGCCUAGAAUCAUGGCUCCUUUUUAGCAUUAUGCUCUACUCUUUGGAUGGUCACUCAGAGACUCAUUCCAAGACCGGAGGAAUGUAUUACUAAGAUGCUUUUAUUCUUGAUGAUUGUGAUUUUGUACUCAUUAAACUCAUUCUUGGCCCCUUCUGACUAUGAUGGGUCACUUUGCGUUGGUGGGCAGUUGGUGAGCCACGUUCAAUUACAUGGUCAGGACUCGGGAGGACAAGAAGGAACCAAACUAGGGUUUAGAUCUCUUUAUUCUACAAGUGCCCCUGGGCGAGCGAGGUAACUCACUGCUCAUAGGAUCUAUUCCGCUCUCCCGGAGAUCACUGAACUCUGCUGAAGCAGGUUAGGCGCUUUCCACAUUAGGAAGCACACUAUUUGUAAUGUUGAUGUUGAUCCGCAGGCACUGGCAUUCCUAGGACUAGUUUUCCUGGCUUUACUCGACUCAGUCGGGGCAGAAGUUUGAGCUCAAAUUACAAGUUAAUAAAAAUAAUUUUAGUAAUUGGAUCUUUUUUUGCAAUAAUUAAAGCGUUGAUCGGAUUUUUCUUUCUU